AUGAACUCACUCACCUCAAAUUCGCUGCCAACGUUGCCGCCCGUGGCUGGUGGCAUCAUGGCCUCGCCACCCGCGCACCGCCAACUCGUGGUCUUCGACAACAGCAGCACCUUCACACCACUGCUUGCAGAUGGUGAUGCUUGCGGAUAUGCUGCCUCAAAUAAAAACGAAUCUAUUUGCGGGGAUGGACUUUGCUGCAGCUUCAAGAGUAACCUCUGUAGCUCUGAUGAACAGUCUUGCGGUGCAGUCUACUGCCUCCCCAGUUUCAGCACUGGCUGUAAAUUACAAGGCACUAUCAACAAGCCGAAGCCGCACGCCACAUCACCCAGUCACAACUCGUCAUCGUUUCCCCAGAAGCGCCAGAGUUCGUCUGCAGAGUACGCAAAGUCCAAGCCCUCAACUUCUUCGGAUCUAUAUCAAAAACCACCUCUUCGCUGGCUGUCUCAUCUGUCGCGCCCCGAGCUGGGACCCGUGCCCUACGGAGAACUGAUCACCACAUGCAACAAGCCCGGGACAGUCGCCCUGACCUUCGACGACGGGCCGUGGCAGUACACCGAGGACCUUCUCGACAUUCUACGUAACUACGAGGCCGUGGCGACCUUCUUCGUCUGCGGUGGUAACAUGGGCGGCGACGGCCAGAUCACAGACUACGGCCACCCGAAACUCCUGCGACGCAUGGUGAAGGAGGGCCACCAGGUCGGCACGCAUACUUGGGCGCAUCCGGACCUCACCACGGUCGAUGAUCGCGGCAUCGUCGAGCAGUUGUUGCUCAACGAGCAAGCCCUCGUGCAGACUCUGGGCCGGAUCCCUACGUACUUCCGCCCGCCCUACUUUAGCACCAAUGACGACGUGCUCGACAUGGUCGGCUCACUUGGGUACCACGUCAUCAACGCGGGCGUCGACACGAAUGACUGGAGGGAAGACUAUGACGCCGCUCGUCAGACCUUCACCCAGGCGCUCCAGCAAGGCCCGCGGGAUGGGUCCGCCGGCAAGAUUGUCCUCGCGCAUGACAUCCACGACCGCACCGUGCACGAGCUCGCCGCCUUCAUGAUCGAGGAGGCCCGUGAUGCGGGAUUCCGCCUCGUCACUGUCGGGGAGUGCUUGGGCGACCCGAAGCAGAACUGGUACCGCGACCCCAAGACGGGCGGGUCUUAUGGCUCUGCAAGCAGCAAGCCGGGCAAGCCCAGCAAGCCGGGCAAGCCGGGCAAGCCGGGCAAGCCGGGCAAGCGGGAUGCGGACGUGCCUCUUGAUGGGCAGGGUGAGGAGCCUGCGGGCUUGCUCAGGAGCUAUUACCAUCCAAGCCCCACGAAGCGCCUUGAAAAUGCGUCCUCCAUUCCCACCCCUGACGAGGAGUACAACACGCUCACCGCACGGGCAGCCGGACCUUCCGAGUCUGUUGGUACAGGUGUGGCCCGGCGAGGACUAGAAAGAUAUGAUGAGCUGCCGCAGCCACGCGCCAUGUCGCUCGCCUUUGGGCCUGGUGCAGGCCCCGUGAACGAGGGUGGCUCUCCUUCUUCCAAGGCCACCUUUUCUCUUGCCCUGGCGCUGGUCACAGUGUUCUUCUUCCUGCAGUGA
Messenger RNA from Diaporthe batatas, 1575 nucleotides. RefSeq lists its product as uncharacterized. Gene Ontology annotation, molecular function: hydrolase activity, acting on carbon-nitrogen (but not peptide) bonds. Gene Ontology annotation, biological process: carbohydrate metabolic process. Lineage: Eukaryota; Fungi; Ascomycota; Sordariomycetes; Diaporthales; Diaporthaceae. The transcript is spliced from 2 exons. Bases 1 to 1575 code for a protein of 524 amino acids. The record is from RefSeq and is a predicted model, not a curated record.